UCGUUUGACAACAAAGCUCUGAUCCUCUGGACUCACGCGGAGCUGCUUAUUAUUGCUUAUUAUUGCGUAUUGAUGGUCAGUUGAUCGGCUGCUGCACAGACUGAUCAGACGCUGGAAAGACUUUGCUUCUACUUCCGGUCCGGUCCCGGUUGGACUUGUGAACAUGUCUGAGGAGCAGACGGUGUCCCUGGUGGAUGUUCUGGAGGAAGAUGAGGAGCUGGAGGAAGAAGCUUCAGCUGUUCUGGCAGGAAGUGACUCCGAUCACUGCUCCUACCCCCAGGGCUAUGUGAAGCGUCAGGCUCUGUACGCCUGUAACACUUGUUCACCAAAAGGCGGAGAAGCAGCAGGAGUGUGUUUGGCGUGUUCAUAUAAAUGUCAUGAAGGUCACGACCUCUUUGAACUCUACACCAAGAGGAACUUUCGUUGUGACUGUGGAAACAGGAAGUUCACAGAGCUGCAGUGUAAACUCCAUCCUGAUAAAGACGAGGUCAACACUCUGAAUAAAUACAGUCACAACUUCUUUGGAGUUUACUGCACCUGCAGUCGACCUUACCCCGACCCCGACGACCAGGUGGAGGACGAGAUGAUUCAGUGUGUGGUGUGUGAGGACUGGCUGCAUGGCAGGCACCUGGGCCGUGUGGUUCCCGACUGUGUCGAGCUGCAGGAGAUGAUUUGUGAGCUGUGUAUGAAUAAAAAUGAUUUCCUCUGGACCUACGCUGAUCUCCUGGCAGUCUCAGGUGCAGCGGCUCAGGUGAAGGAGGAAACAGGAGGAGAAUCAAACACAGACGCUCGUGACAAACCACAGGUGGAUCAGGUGGAUGAUGUCAUCGAGCCCGGCAGCAAGCGCAGCCGCGAGGAGGCGGAGUCUAGCUGCAGACUGAAGGAACUGCCGAGGAUUGGUCAGACCAGACUCCGGGCAGGCGCUGUGUUCUGGCCGUCAGGGUGGCGCUCCAAACUCUGCUCCUGCACCACCUGCCAGGAGCGUCUGUCUCAAGCGAAUCUGUCCUUCUUAUUGGACGAGUGCGACACCGUCCUCGCCUACGAGAGGAAAGGAAAGAACAGCGAACAGACGCAACCAGGACACGACCCUCUGAUGUCAGCACUCGACAACCUGAACCGAGUGCAGCAGCUGGAGAUCAUCCACGGAUACAACGACAUGAAAACUGAACUGAAGGAUUUUCUUCAGACCUUUGCAGCUGAAGGAAAGGUCGUGACCCCUGAAGACAUCCGUCAGUUCUUCGAGCAGCAGCAGAGUCGUAAGAGAAGGAGAGUCGACGACGGAAGUUUCUACUGCGCCUGAUCACCUUUAACCUUUGACCUCUAUUGAACCAUGUGAUGAGCCUUGGCCUGUCCCUGAUCUCGUGUGACAUCACUUCCUGUCGAUCAGCUGAUUUUUGUGAUUUCUGGUCACUGUUUUUUAUUGUUUAUUUGAAGCUUUGAGACACUGAACGUCCUGUUUUUAAUGUUUGUUCCAGAGGUCAAAGGUCACUAACUGUAAUGUUUAUUUGUGUUUUUCUUUAUAAUGAAAAUCAAUAAAACUGAACCACAAAACCAA
This is a messenger RNA of Limanda limanda (common dab), 1555 nucleotides long. RefSeq names its product putative E3 ubiquitin-protein ligase UBR7. NCBI's taxonomy places the organism in Eukaryota, Metazoa, Chordata, Actinopteri, Pleuronectiformes, Pleuronectidae. Gene Ontology annotation, molecular function: zinc ion binding; ubiquitin protein ligase activity. The transcript has 12 exons. The record is from RefSeq and is a predicted model, not a curated record. The coding region runs from base 164 to 1300 and encodes 378 amino acids. Gene Ontology annotation, cellular component: cytoplasm.